Molecule: messenger RNA, 1405 nt
Organism: Rhodamnia argentea
Lineage: Eukaryota; Viridiplantae; Streptophyta; Magnoliopsida; Myrtales; Myrtaceae
Product: cytokinin riboside 5'-monophosphate phosphoribohydrolase LOG8
Exons: 7
Coding region: 314-955 (213 amino acids)
Biological process (GO): cytokinin biosynthetic process
Cellular component (GO): nucleus; cytosol
Molecular function (GO): hydrolase activity, hydrolyzing N-glycosyl compounds
Source: RefSeq, a predicted model, not a curated record
GAGGCAUGUGGGCUAGCCGUGUCCUCUUUCGCCCGAAAUAUUAUAUUCAUGGCCUAUAAACACUGAAAGGAAGAGUCUUGCGAUUUCUCAGGCUUUGAAUGCUCAGUUUACCAACAUCGAAUCAACCCAAGAUUGUCUCUUUUGUUGGAGUAACUAGCAAAAUUUUUUUGACCCGUCUUUUCCAUUUCUUUAUUCAUUGAUGGGUUUAUAAUCCACAGAACGCUUCCUUGCUUGGCUUCUUCCGUCUGUUUUGGUCGUUUUUUUAAUGGUUCUUUCUUGAUUGAGUUUCGCGAGGGAGCUCGGACGCCUUUAAAUGGAGGACGGUCAGAUAAUCCGAAGCAAGUUCCGGAGGGUCUGCGUGUUCUGCGGAAGCAACUCUGGGCACAGACAAGUAUUCGGCGAUGCAGCUCUUGAACUAGGGGAUGAACUGGUGAAGAGGAAGAUGGAUUUGGUUUAUGGUGGAGGGAGUUUUGGGUUGAUGGGUUUGAUUUCCCAGAAAGCGUUUGAUGGAGGGUGCCAUGUUUUGGGGGUGAUUCCUAAAGCUCUCAUGCCUCUUGAGAUAUCCGGCCAGACUGUUGGGGAAGUACGGACCGUCCUUGACAUGCAUGAGCGCAAAGCUGUGAUGGCUCGUGAAGCAGAUGCCUUCAUUGCUCUUCCUGGAGGAUAUGGAACAAUGGAAGAAACUAUGGAAAUGAUAACCUGGUCCCAGCUUGGCAUUCACAAGAAACCAGUGGGUCUCCUCAAUGUUGAAGGGUACUAUGAUAGUCUGCUUGCUUUAUUUGACAAUGGUGUCAAAGAAGGUUUCAUCAAGCCCGGUGCCCGGGAUAUAGUGCUCUCUGCUCCUACUGCCAAAGAGCUUAUGAUAAAGAUGGAGCAAUACACCCCUUCCCAUGAGCAUGUUGCUCCGCAUGAGAGUUGGCAGAUGCACAAGCUUGGUGACUGUCCGCAGCAAUAAAUUACACAGGAGGUUUACAUACAAGGGAGGCAUUUUCAUGCUUGGGUUCAUGAUGUCAAUCAUUAUUCUUUUGAGUCGUUUGAAAGAGCUUAUUCGCACGGGCCCAGACAUUGUUUGUUCCUGCUAGGGACUGCAUCCCCAUCUAGCUUUUUCCCGGCACCAGUUAGUAUGGUCAAGUGUAGAACUGUUCUGCCAUCAUAUCAAUUGGUCGAUAGAUAAUACAGGAAAUUCAUUUUCAAAUUCUAAGGGGAUGAUGAUUUCUUUUGUUUCGAAUCUUCAAGCUUGUUAUGAUAUGUUUCUGCAAAGGAAUGCUUCAUGAUAGUGGAUGUUAUAGCAUGUUCUCGGGCGUUUGAGUGAAGAAUGUCAAGUGAAACUCGGUUGAGCUAAAAUAUUACAAAUUUCUUUGUUCCCCACCUUUGGAAGUGAAGUAAGUUUGGAAUGAUUCCUUCA